AUGCAGAAAAACUCAGAUGAAGGAUGGAGAAUAGUUGGAAGAAAGACAGAGAGCCAGCAAACAAGAGUUAAUCAGCCUGCUUCCACUUCUAAUGCAUUUGUUGCUCUAUUUACAAAUGAAAUGGAAGGUGCUGGUGGUUUCACUAUCAAUCCAAGCAGGGGUGAGGGCCUAAAUGACCCUGUCAAAGUUGCUUCUGUAAAGAAGUUGCUUCACUCUCAUUCAGUUGAUGUAAUUAGUUUGCUUGAAACAAAAUUUAAACUUAAAAAUGUUUCUAGCUAUCAAAAGAAGUUUUGCCCUUCCUGGUUAUGGGUCUGCAAUUAUGAUUAUUCUCCUAAAGGGAGGAUUUGGAUUGGUUGGAAUGCAGAUAGAGUUACUAUCAAUGUUUUACAGGUCCAUGAGCAAUUUAUUCAUUGUCUUGUCUCUACUAGGGACUUUUCUAUGCAGAUUCAGCUCACUGUUACCUAUGGCCUUCACUCUAUUCAUGAUAGGCUUCCCAUGUGGGAGGGUAUUAGAAACCUAUCUAUUUUGCAUUCACCUUUGUUAUGUGCUGGUGAUUUUAACUCUAUGCUCUGCUCUUUAGAUAGGCUAUAUGGUAAUGAUGUCACUAAUUAUGAGACUAGGGAUUUUAAGAGUUUUGUUGAUGAUUUAAAUCUUACUGAGGUCAAGAGCAAGGGAGCUUUCUAUUCUUGUGUUUCUCAGGCCUGGGUUUCUGAUGGUUCUGUCUGGCCGAAAUUAAAAUCUUUGAAAUCUGGUAUCAAAUCCCUGAAUAACAAGCAAUUUGGUAAUAUUGGUGAGAAAAUUGAUCAAACUUAUGCAGAGCUUACCGAGAUUCAGAACCUAAUGAAUGAAUUUGAUGCUAUUAAGGUUGUCAAGCAAAGGAAUGAUAUCCAAGAAAGCAUCUUCAAGCAAAAGUCCAGGAUCAAUUGGAUUAAGCUUGGAGAUGGCAAUUCUCAUUAUUUUUUCUCAGUUAUGAAGAAUAGGCAAGCAAGGAAUAGAAUUGAUUCUAUCUUUGAUUCUAAUCAGAUUUUGCUUAAGGAUCCUGAUGCCAUUUCUUUUGAGAUCAUUUCUUUCUGUAAGUCUCUUUUAGGGACUAAGGCUCCUUGGCUGCAUGUUGUUGAUCUUGUUACUAUGAGAAGAGGUAAGCAACUUAGCUCUGCUGCUCAGAGUAUUCUUAUUCAGCCUGUCUCUCAUGCUGACAUUGAUGAUGCUCUUUAA
Molecule: messenger RNA, 1215 nt
Organism: Chenopodium quinoa (quinoa)
Lineage: Eukaryota; Viridiplantae; Streptophyta; Magnoliopsida; Caryophyllales; Amaranthaceae
Exons: 4
Coding region: 1-1215 (404 amino acids)
Source: RefSeq, a predicted model, not a curated record